Molecule: messenger RNA, 324 nt
Organism: Helobdella robusta
Lineage: Eukaryota; Metazoa; Annelida; Clitellata; Rhynchobdellida; Glossiphoniidae
Exons: 2
Coding region: 1-324 (107 amino acids)
Molecular function (GO): DNA binding
Source: RefSeq, a predicted model, not a curated record
AUGAAAGAUAGAGGAAAAACAAGUAUAGCGUGGGAGUAUUUUAGUGUACAGCCUGAUGAUGCAUCCAAAUGCCAGUGCUUGUUGUGUCCCAGUGUUAUUUCACGUGGCGGAAAAUCAAAAGAGGUGAAGAAGUUUUCCACUUCAGCGUUGCUAACACACUUUCGCACGAAACACCAGAAAGAAUAUGAUGAAAUGCAAAAACAAGUGGAAGAAGCCAAAAAAAGUCUCUUCAUCUUCAAUACAGCCUACUAUGAUACAGGGCCGCCGAGAGGUGGUUUCAAAGAUUCGAAAAAAUUACUUAGACGCGAAAUAUCACUUCAGUGA